UACAUUCCUGCGCGUAAUAUAUACAUUCUUUCUACCGCUAAUGGAUGACCUCGAUCGUUCUUUGGAAUCGGCCGACUUAUCGCCUAGCGAUACCGUUUUACUUGCGCGCGUUUCGUCGAGCCGGGAAAUCGUCAUCCUGUUCUCUCGAUAACAUUCAUCGUUACCGUUAAUUACGACAUAUGGCAAUAUACGUGGUCAAUUAUUUAGAAUAUCCAAGAGAUUUACAUACAUUUCUUCCUGUAUUCUCUCUUUUAUGAGAGAGAAUUAUCAUGAAUCAAGACGAAGUUGUGAAGAAUUUGCGAUCAUGUUUGAUAUCCUGCAAAGGUGGUAUCAGAUUAGAUAGUUUAAGAGAUGAUUAUCGUAUGGUCGCAGGAGAAUCGCUACCCUACAAGCAAUUUGGAUAUUCCUCUCUUGAAACUUUUGUACGUAAUAUACCGGAAGUUAUUGUAACAAAAAAAAAUGGGGAAUUGUAUGUGGAAGCUACACCUUCCAGGACAACAGCACAUCUUACGAAAUUGAUUUCACGACAAAAAACACGACGAAAAAUACGACCUCAAUCCAAAAAACGAAGUUCACCUCGAUAUACUACCAAAAGUUUUUUUCCUGGUGCUAGAAACAACAAUAAUUUUAAUAGCUAUCAACCUACAAGGAACAAUUACAUAAAUUCUCCUAGUUCCUUCACUAAAUCAACACCUGGAAAGAGUAAUUUGUAUACAGAUUUUAGCAGACCUAUUUUACCUCUCAUGGAAACUAUUGUACAGUGUCCGAUUAAUAAUGAGAAGCCAAAUUUUGCUCCGAGUACACCGCCUGUUUCUCCUCCUGUUAAAAGACUGACAGAUCCGAGUAUAGCGACUUUGAACCAAAGUGUUACUAAUUGUAAGACUAUCGAAGAUUUAAAUUGCAAAGUAUUAAAUGACAAGACAGCAGCAAUGCCUGUGAUAAAUUUUAAACCAAAGACUGCAGAGCUCAGACCCUCGAAACUGAGUGAGAGACUCAAAGUUUCUCCUCCUAAAAGUAUUCCUAUUAUGCCUAGAAUGCCUUCAUCACAGAUCGAUACCUAUAAUAACGGUCACGCGUUUUCGUCUAUCCCAUCGAAUUUUGAUAAAUCGCAAAUCAUGUCACCACAUCAGAUUUCCGAUCCAAGAGAUUUGCAAAUUUAUGCCGACACAAUGAAUCUAUCAUCACCAAUAUAUAAAAUGUAUUCCAAAAAGGAGAAAAAUUCUUCCAAGAUUACCAUUUAUGCCAGUGUGAAGGUUGAUACACAUACGUUUCACACGUACCCGGAAGACGCGGUUUCCGAGGAGGAAGCUGAGAAGAUCGCCGCACGCCUGGCUCUGGUGAAUCUCGCCAAAGAGUUGUCUAGCCCCGAGAUAACGACUGUCGACGAAAAAUUGGUGAUGGAGCGCAUUCUGAACAUUGUGACUAAGCAUCACAGUGGGGUCUUUAUGCAUCUACUACCCGAAUAUUAUUGUGAACAAUAUAAAGAGGCUCUGCCUCAUAACUGGCAGAGAAUUAUCGAGAAAUGCGCAAAUAUAAAUCAAGAAAAGGGUGUCGGCGAUUCGACGAUACUUUGCCAAGCUUCACCGACCUUGAAACAAUCAGGAAAUAAUUCCACCUUUAAGGAACUUGUUGCGAGUAACGUCCCUUCUUCUAAUGAAAAGGUACAAUUGAGUCCAAUCGGGCCUACUACGCCCGGCAAAUUUACGGUGCCCAAAACGCCCAUUUGGCAGGUGCACACUACUUGUGUCAUAAGCACCGUCGAAAUUUGGGUUCGUUUGUGUGAACAUAAUGAUAAUUUCGUGAAAAUGAGAAAAGAAAUGACAAACCAUUAUGAUAAGAAAAAAUCUGUCUCGAUCCCGUCGGUGGAAUGUAUCGUUGGAGAUUUUUACGCCGUUCUCGAGGACAACUAUUGGCAUCGAGUUCAAUGUAUAGAUUUCGAGACCGGACUCGCCACAGUUUUCUUUAUCGACGAGGGCUACGAUGAGCAGUAUAAACCUGAUGCGCUACAUUUUCUUGACAAGAAAUUCUGCAAGCUUUCAGCUCAAGCAACCAGAGUAGCUCUUGAUGGAUUAGAAGAGUUUUGCGAUUACAAUCAGUUUAUUACGGAAAUUGAGAAUCAUCUUUUAGUCGAGCAAAUGUUUUUAGUCAAGGUACUUGGCACGAAUGCCGACGAGUACGGCUCGUAUACGACGGUAACUUUUUAUGACAUCAGUAAAGAGAAAGAGAGCAUACAUGUAAAUGUGAAUCAAAUUCUAUUUGACAAGAUUUUAAGAGACAUUGCCGCCGCAUCCAAGAUACAAACGAACCAGUUAAUCGAAUUAUAUAUCACAUACAUAGACGAGUAUGGUAAAGUUUAUGCGCAGUUAAAUUCGUUUAUGAGAAAUCUGGUGAACAGUGAAACUUUAUCGCAAAUACUUGAAAGCAACAUGACGACCUCUUUGGCGAGGGAUCCGAUUCAGUUUACCAAAGUUUACUUUGCAAGAUUGGACUCACAGUGGUAUAGAGCACGAGUGAAGGACAUACCUACGGAUAAGGUAACAGUGUUUCUAUUCGACAUCGGUAAAACUGUCACGAUAUCGAGAAAAGAUCUGUUUCACACGAGCGAGUCAAAUGCUCUGAAUUGCAUUCCGCCGCAGGCCAUGCAGAUUUUUCUGCACCACCUCGAUCAAUCGAAGUACAACGGAAGUCUCGUGACGAGAUUCCGCGAACUGGUGUCAAACACGGAUCUGCUUCCGGCACGUAUCAUCAAAAUCAGCCCCUCUGGAAUUCCAAUAGUGGAGAUUUUCAAAAGAAUUGGACCGAAUAAUAUGAUGGUUUCUAUAAAUACAUCAUUGAUUUAUGAAAGUGAACUAUCAAAAGUUAAUGAAGAUGGCAACAACAAUAUUAAAUCAUCAAAGAAACGUUUGGAACGUAGAAAUUCUCGCGCUUUUGAGUCUGUUAGUAAAUUAGAUCCACCCACCAUCUCGGAUAUUGGCCAAUAUUUCGACGUUCACGUGACAUUAGCCGCGCAUCCAGGACAUUUUAUUGUGCAACCGUUGAACGAUGCGAGCAAGUUGAAGACGAUGAUGAUCGAUCUGCAAAAAUAUUGCGAUAAGUACGACGGUCCGCCAUUGGAAACCGUCGGCGAGGGCAAGCUAUAUGCAGGCAAAUUUCGAGAUUAUUGGUAUAGAGUGUACGUCACUAAUAUUAUUAGCGAUAAUGAGGUAUCCGUAUAUUUAUGCGACUAUGGAGAUGUAACGAUAGUAUCGCGCAGUAGUUUGCAACCGUUGAAGAGUGAUUUCAUGAAGCUACCGUAUCAAGCUGUGAAAGCUAAACUUGUCGGAAUCGAGCCGACGAACAUGGACUGGACGGUAAACGAUUGUAUCAAGUUUAAGGAUUUAGUGCUUAAUAAAAAUUUUGUCUCAAUAGUCGUCGAGUCGGUAGUUGAUCACUUGUCGCUGGCCAAUGGUACUGUCCUGGGCUUAAGAUUAAUCGACGUUAGUACUGAAGAAGACAUAUUAAUCGAUAAUUUAUUAGUGGAGGAAAAGCGUGCCAAAUUUAUUGAGAAAUCCAAAAAGUAAUUUGUAUCUAAUUAGCUUGUUAUAGUGAUUAAUGGAUGGAGAAACAUGUUAUUUUCCUUA
Cataglyphis hispanica is the source of this 3620-nucleotide messenger RNA. It is a transcript of the gene tapas, whose product is annotated as tudor domain-containing protein 7B-like. NCBI's taxonomy places the organism in Eukaryota, Metazoa, Arthropoda, Insecta, Hymenoptera, Formicidae. The record is from RefSeq and is a predicted model, not a curated record. Gene Ontology annotation, biological process: spermatogenesis.